AUGUCGCCCGGGAUGCGCGGGGUUAGCAAGCGCCCUGCAGCGAACGCGCCGCUGCAUUCGGACGAUGAAGGUGGCGAGACUCUAUUCUCAUGCCCUAGACAUGCCAUCUCUCCAGUCAGGCGCAGCGGCAUGACCGCUUUGCUGACCCCUGCAAGUGAUGCUACUGAUCCAGGAGACGCAGCAGCUGACAUCGCCAACGCGGCGAUGACAACCUUGCCAGAGGAGAGCCCAGGCGCCAGCCCAGCCCCCAUGCAAGCAGCGGCAGCGCAGAACGUGCAUCAGGCGCUCUUCGUACGUCAAAACAGCACGGCUGCAGUAGGCAGCCUGCAGGAGGCGCCAGCCGAGGAGCCCGCGCAGCCUGCGGGAGGCGCCAGUGCCGACAGCCACCAGCCGGCAGAGGAGGCCGACGGCGAGCCCGUCGACCAGCGCGGGAUCCAGCCCGACUGCCCCCCGGCGCCCACCCUGACAGCCCAGCCGAGCCCGAAGGCCCCCCCGACGGCCCAGCCGAGCCCGAGGCCGACGGCCCACCCACCCACCCUCGAGAGCCAAGCCGAGCCCGACGGCGCGCCGCGUGUCGCCCACCUCGACGGCUCCCAGGCUGCCGCCCUCGCCAACGGCCCCCGGCCUGACGCCUCGGUCGGGGAGCGGGAAGAGCCAGCAGAGGAGGCGCAGCGAAGCGAUCCUGAAGAUCUACCAGCGGAGCAGCAGUCGGACGACGACAAAGCGAAGGACGAGGACAUUGAGGCCCUGCUCGCAUCGCAGGGAGAGCCGAGAUGCCCCGCGCACAAGAAGGAUGCGGAUCCGCUUGCGCAGGGCUGCAAAAUCAGCAAUGUCGGCACGGUCGCCAUGCGCGGCGCGUGCAAGGUGCGCGACCAGACGCUGCGGAUGAUUUCCGGCGGGUGA
Messenger RNA from Prorocentrum cordatum, 903 nucleotides. The record is from the annotation of a GenBank genome assembly. Lineage: Eukaryota; Dinophyceae; Prorocentrales; Prorocentraceae.